UCAUGGAGUAUAGGUUUAGUUGAGGAAGAAGACACGUACACUGUACUUCUAUCUAAUCGGUUGAUUCGAGAUGGCGAAAAUGUGUUUUGUCAAUGGCUAAAAAAGAUAAUCGAUUUAAUGAUUAAAAUGGCGGAAAAUCCGACAAAAGAUUUGAAAUCUUUUCCUGUAAAAAUUAUUGAAGAAAAUCGUAAGUAA
Messenger RNA from Cinara cedri, 195 nucleotides. NCBI's taxonomy places the organism in Eukaryota, Metazoa, Arthropoda, Insecta, Hemiptera, Aphididae. The record is from the annotation of a GenBank genome assembly.